UCUUCGGAGUACCAUCAAUCAAUUCUCACUCCUGCUUCAACAACCUGCUCAUAUAAAGCUCAAAUCAAAGCCAAGACUCAACUGCUUGUUCUCAACGAAUAUCUAUUCAAAACAGAAACUUCGCGAUAGGAAAUUUUGACCCAUUUAAUUACAUCACAAUGCAUAUCUCAGUCAAAUCCAUACUUGGCCUCGUCACCUUUGGCUUGCUCUCAGUAGCAAAUGCAUCGGUACAGGAUUCUGAGCUCAUGGUCCCUCGCACAUUCGCCAACGCCGACGGCACUACUUCAACAAUACGCAUGAACCGCAACAUUAAGUUCACCCAGGGAUCAGAAGGCACACGGCCAGUCCGCCUAUCAAAAAGAUUCCCCUUCUCUUCCGGUAGAGACGAGUGGUGCGGAGAGAUGGCCGAGGACCCAGCGACAGACUUCUCAGCUUCCGCGCCUCUGGCAGCAGACUGUCAGGCACUCCCCAGCUCUCUCAGCAGUCAGAAUGGAUUUUGGACUUUACAGCCUGGAGACUUCGCUUCCGACGGGUGGGCUACUGUAGUGAGCUCCGGCACUUGCAGCUUUGCCGUCAGAUAUGCCGACUCUAGCAGCGCGGCUAGCCCUAUGAACGUUGGUACGAACGAUAUCCGCUUCUACACGACGAGAUAUGGCGUCAUGGCACAGAAUGGGAAGCUUGGACUGCAAGGGACUGUGCAGUGUUACAACAAUCAGAAGAUGCUGUUUGUUACCUGGGGUUUAAUUCACAGCUGAGUUGAAGGAGCAAGCAAGGUGCC
Molecule: messenger RNA, 778 nt
Organism: Colletotrichum acutatum
Lineage: Eukaryota; Fungi; Ascomycota; Sordariomycetes; Glomerellales; Glomerellaceae
Exons: 1
Coding region: 159-755 (198 amino acids)
Source: RefSeq, a predicted model, not a curated record